AAGUAGCCUGAUUUAGGGGGUGUUGUGUCAAAAAUUGUUUUGCAGUCAAAAACUAGCUGAGCUGGAAGCACCAGCAGGCCUGUGACAGCGUGUGACCAGUUCUCCACCAUGGGCCUCCACUAAGCCCACCCAUCAGUUUCACCGUCUCGUCGUCUCCCCCAGCAGCACAGCACGGCCUUUUCGUUCACACUCUGCGCCCUCCGGUGUUCCCACACGCCGCCAUCGAACACUGCGCCGGCCCAUUUCCCCCAACACGGCAACACCACACCCACACUAUCGCCGGCGGCGCUCCAUUCCCCCCAGAUCUUGUCGCCGGCGGUUCCGUUUCUACUCCGAUUCCGAGUAGCUGAUCCACACAAAGCCGCAAAUUGUCGAGCCUAGUCCGAAUAGGUUUCGAUGUCGAUCCCGACGGCGCUAUUUAAGCGCCGCUGCGGCCGCGGCCGUGAGCCAGGCGCAUCUGCUCGCUACGCGGUUCGUCGCGCAGGUGGAGGUACCUCUCUCAUGGUGAGGAGAGGUAGGCCGGGUCGGUUCCUGCCCCAGCGCCGUCCGUUGGCGGCCUGUAGCUCUCUCAUGGCAAGGAGAUGUGGCAGGAGUGGGGCGGGUCAAAUCCUGCUCCGGCGCCGCCGUGAGGACCGGAUAAGCGCCCUCCCCGACGACCUCCUUCUCCUCAUCCUGCGCCGUCUCGACACCCGCUCGGCGCUUGGCGCCGGCUCGCUCUCCAAGCGCUGGGCGCACCUCCCCCGCGAGCUCGAUGCCCUCGAUCUGAGGGCCAGCGACAUGCUCCCGCCGCGGUACCACCGAUGGGUUGACCUCUACAAGGACAACCGCGCCUUUCUGCACUGCUUCCGCGCGAUGAAUCUGGAGCUGCUGGCUAACAUCAGGAGGUACGAGCGCCGUGCCAUGCGCGCCUUCAUCAGCUCCACGGAGCGCUUCUUGGAAGGGCCUCGCCGGAGGGUCAAGACGCUGAGCCUCGAGUUCUUCAUCACCGGCAACGCCGGCCGCAUGGACCGGCUCGUCGCGGAGGCCAUCGAUGCUUGGGGCGUCGAGGACCUUGAGGCCGUGGCUAAGCGAAUUUUCGGAAGUCGAGGACCAGGAGUCGACGACUUUCCUAUCCAUACCUUUCCUAGCCAUGGCCUGUGCAAGGAGCCCCGCGCGUCACGCCUGCGGAGCCUUAAGCUCAGUGGCUGCGUGCCUCCACCCCUGCACGAGUACAACGCGCUCAACAGGCUCGUCCUGCAAGGCCUACCGGCACCGACGCCUGUGGCGGCCUAUGAGGACAUCUUCACCUUGUGCCCCCAGUUGCAGACGCUGCACCUCAUCUCCUGCGGCUGCAGCACCCGCAAGGGCAUAUCCUUGAUUGUGACCGUGGACGCCCCCAGAUCACAAAUCAGAGAGCUCGUGGUGGAGAAUUGCACAUUCCGAAAGCUAUCGCUGAGGGCUCUUCCCUGUCUCGAGAGCCUUGUGUCGCUUCAAAGUUGGGUGAUCUUCGAGUCUAGCUCAUUUCCUUGCCUCAGCCAACGGAACCUUGCCGUGUGCCUCGGCUUGGAAGAAAUAGACUGGCGUUUGGACUUGGAGCUCGACAUGUUUCUCGAUUGCACCCCGGGCAUAAGGAACCUCAUUAUCCGCUUCACUGGGCCUUACAGAUGGAUUGUGCCGUCGAGCCCCCCGUCUGAAUUCUUGCCAAACCUGAGGCGGCUGCUGGUCGCGGAUGUGCCUUCGUCCUGGGAUGUCACAUGGCCUCGUCUGCUCCUCGAGAUGGCACCUUCCCUCGAGAUCCUUCACAUACACAUUGUGCAUGCCGUUAGCAAGAAGCCUGGUGAAGAGAUACCCUGGACGCCCACAGAGCUUCGGCAGCAUCACCUGAAGGAGUUUGUGGUGGUUGGUUUCAAGGGGACGGCGAGGCAGAUUUGCCUUGUCAAGUUUGUGGUGGGAGUAUGCACGGCGUUGUGCCAUCUCGCCAUGUUCAAGAAUGGGCAUGUUCGGUACAGGGGGCAUUGGGACUGGGAGAUGGUGACGCAGGAACAAUCUUGGAGCGACGAGGAGAAGGGCACCACGCUCAAGCAGAUUAUGGACAUGGUUUCUUCAACUUCUCCAGUUCAAUUAGUUUUGGGUUAAAUAAAUGUAAUUUUCUAUUUUGCAGGCAUCCUUUAGUGUUCCAAGCCUCUGUUAUAUUCGAUGUAAGGCCCCUGUAAUCUGUCACAAGUUGUAUGCCUGUCGGUGGUUGUUUUUUUUGUACGACUGGUAAAGUGUCGCACAUCCUCCUGAAUUCCUGAUGCACAUAGAUAGUUAGGUUAACUUGUCCGAUGCUAACAUACUUGUCGUGUAGUUAACAAAACAUUGCAAUUGUUGGCUCUCCUGUAUUUUUACAGGGCACAUUUUCUUUUCUGUUACUA
Molecule: messenger RNA, 2393 nt
Organism: Setaria italica (foxtail millet)
Lineage: Eukaryota; Viridiplantae; Streptophyta; Magnoliopsida; Poales; Poaceae
Exons: 1
Coding region: 397-2115 (572 amino acids)
Molecular function (GO): protein binding
Source: RefSeq, a predicted model, not a curated record